CAGUCUUUUUUUCCCUCCGCGGCCAUUGGACGAUCACUCCCAACUCUCCCCGGAUCCCUUUUUUCUCUUCCCCUCUGCAUCUGCUCUUCUGUUGUUCAUUCCUCCCUCACAAAAUGGCUUUUUGGCGUCAAGUAGGCCAGCAAUUGUGCCGUGUACCAAAAACCGCCAGCGACGUCGGUCUGACUCAAUCGCGGAGAUACCUGACAUCCUCGAAGACGAGGACUAUCGGAACCACAACACAGCUUCGGUCAACUUUGGCAGUACACCGGAGCCUACAAUCAUCAUGGCAAGGAUAUAGCGCAGCCCGGCGCUCUUUCUCUGUGACCGCACAAGCUGCGCAUGGUCAUAUCACGCCGCCAAAGCCCGGUGAAGAGAUCAACAUCACAUUUAUCGACAAGGAUGGCAGCAAGGUUGAUCUUCAGGUUGCCGAGGGCGACAACUUGCUAGACAUCGCCCAGGCGAAUGAUCUCGAGAUGGAGGGUGCCUGUGGUGGAUCCUGUGCUUGCUCAACAUGCCAUGUAAUUGUUGAGGACCCGGACAUGUUUGACAAAAUGGAGGAGCCAUCGGACGACGAGAACGACAUGCUGGAUCUGGCAUUCGGCCUGACUGAGACAUCGCGGCUGGGCUGCCAGGUGCUCAUGACCAAGGACCUGGAUGGACUGGUCGUGCGACUGCCAUCCAUGACACGGAACCUACAAGCAAGCGACUUUGAGUCGAAAUAAAUACGAGGAGAGGGUUCGGAAGACGCUAGGAUCGUGAACAAAUUCACUUGGGGUCGGCAUCAAGCUAAAAGGCUUUAGUCCAUUGGACUAUGUAUUCUACUAUUCCUCACACAUCAAGCACAGUUGCGUUAUAUCGCAAAAUGGAAAUUCUCCUGUACUAUGUUGAAUGAAAAAGAAGUCUCC
Penicillium canescens is the source of this 905-nucleotide messenger RNA. RefSeq names its product ferredoxin family 2Fe-2S iron-sulfur cluster binding protein. Gene Ontology annotation, biological process: positive regulation of oxidoreductase activity; P450-containing electron transport chain. NCBI's taxonomy places the organism in Eukaryota, Fungi, Ascomycota, Eurotiomycetes, Eurotiales, Aspergillaceae. The record is from RefSeq and is a predicted model, not a curated record. The transcript has 3 exons. Gene Ontology annotation, cellular component: mitochondrion. The coding region runs from base 114 to 722 and encodes 202 amino acids. Gene Ontology annotation, molecular function: 2 iron, 2 sulfur cluster binding.